CUCUCGCUUUUUUUACUCCCGUCAAUCAAACCCUAAAUUUUACUCUCACCAUUCCGCAUAGAUACACACACAUGCAUAUUCUGUUUUCUAUUUUUUAUUUUCUCGUUUGUUCGUUUCAUUACGGGUUUAUGGUGUUCGAUCUGUUUAAUUGCAGACUAAACAAAGCGAUCAAAGUUGGAGGAAUUAAGCGUUCGGAUAUAUGUCCUUCAAUCAAUCAAGGUCCGAUAGAAACGACGCACAGUAUCGGAAAUCAGGGCGAUCCGCAAGCUCCAAUCAGCAGCGGUCCUCUUCAGGCGGUUACGGUAAGGGCGCCGGCGCCGGGCCUGCCCCUUCACCGACAAUCACUUCGUCUUCCUCUUCCUCUGUCAUUUCCAAUCGCAGCAGUUUUAAGAAAUCCAACAAUGCUCAGGGAGGGCAAUCUAGGGUAAGUUUGCCUGCUGUGAAUUCUUCUGAGUCUAGCAAUGCGUCUACGCCCCGUAAUGUGCAAAAUGGGGCGCAUGUACCGCCCCAGUUACAUGGAGGUGCUGAUGCACCGGUUGCAAGCGGAGCUUCCAAGCAGACUGAAGUUUCUACUCCUCAGAGAACCACCCGAACUCUUCCCAAGGCUCCAACUUCUCAAUCGGCCUCCAUGACUUCUGAAAUCACCGGCCCAACAACACCAGCUAAGGCCCCAGUUGACGCGUCUAAAGCAUUCCCAUUUCAGUUUGGGUCUAUAAGUCCUGGUUUCAUGAACGGGAUGCAGAUUCCAGCUCGAACUAGCUCAGCUCCACCAAACUUGGACGAGCAGAGACGUGAUCAGGCACGCCAUGAUUCAUUAGGACCUCUGCCCAAUUUGCCAAUUCCUGAGCCAAAACAGCAGAUGCCGAGGAAGGAUGCCGAGCAACCUAAUGCUGGGGAAGCCCAUCAGGCAACAAAGGCCAAAAGAGAUUUUCAAGUUUCACCAGCUUCCCCUGCAAGCCAGACACAGAAGCCUUCUGUUAUACCUCCCAUGACUGGGAUGAGAUUCAUCACCUAAGCCUUCUUUAAGUUUGGUGGUCCGACCCCCGAUUCAAUCUCAGAGCAUGACUGCUACCUCCAUUCCAAUACAUAUUCCGAUUCCAAUACCAAUGGGAAAUGCUCCACCGGUGCAGCAGCAGGUGUUUGUUUCAGGUCUGCAAUCUCAUCAAUUGCCUCCUCAAGGUAUCAUGCAUCAGGGCCAGGGGUUGAGUUUCACUACUCCAAUGGGUCCUCAGCUUCCUCCCCAGAUAGGCCACAUGGGACUGAACAUGAGCCCACAAUAUCCCCAACAGCAAGGAGGGAAAUUUGGUGGUCCUCGGAAAAUCAUUGUCAAGAUUACUCAUCCAGAUACUCAUGAAGAGCUGAGGUUAGAUAAACGGACUGAUAAUUAUUUGGAAGGUGGAGCAUCAGGUCCUAGAUCCCAUCCUAACAUGCCUUCUCAAUCCCAGCCAAUACCAUCGUUUCCUCCGCCUCAUUCAAUCAAUUAUUAUCCCAACUCUUACAAUACUGGUUCCAUGUUUUUUCCUCCAAGUUCUCUGCCAUUGACAAGUAAUCAGAUGGCUCCCAGUUCUCAGGGACCAAGAUUUAACUAUCCAGUUGCCCAGGGUUCCCAGAAUGUGCCUUUUGUGAGUCCUGCUGCUCAUACUUCAGCACCUGUAAAUAAGUUUGCAGCGCCAGUACAUAGUGCCUUAGAAUCAUCUAACUUUGAGCUAGCACGUGACUCACAUACUGUAAGUUCAGCUGCUUUGUCAGGGGCUAUGCUAGUAACAAUUAAACCAGCUGUUGCAUCUGUGGGUGAAAAGAUUGCGGAGUCCUUUUCAGGUGGCUCACCUGCUGGUGAGAAAGUUGCGUCGCCAAGGCCCUUGGCCCUAUCUGGGGAAGGUAGUUCACUGUUUCCUCAGAGGGAUCAGGAGCCUCGUCCAGAGAGCUCUUCGCAGCAGUUAAAACCUAGCAAUGAAUCAUUGCUAUCCAAGUCAUCACCUGGAGAAACUAAACAAGUGAUGGUAAGUUCUGCUGCUGUCUCUUCUGAAAGCUUGGCAUCCAAUUCAUCAUCAUGGGCUUCAGCUGCUCCAUCCGAGGAGACUGUGGCAGCUGUUACGAACGCUGAAGAAAGGAAAAAGGAAGGUCUGAGCAGGUCAAACUCUAUGAAAGAUCAUCAAAAGAAAGCAGGAAAGAAAGGAUAUGUCCAGCAUCAGCAUCAGGUUGGUGGACAAUCUACGGUGCAGUCAGUCAUGACUUCUGAACAUGGUACUUCUUUCAGCAGUGGGACUUCUGAAACUGCAGACACUAAACUAAUGUUGGCUCCUCCACUAGCUAAUGAGGGAUUAUCGGAAUCACUCAAGCAACCACUUUCAACUGUUGAUGCUUCAACUUCAGACUUGAAGGCAGGUUUUGUUGUCGAAGGCAUAUCCAAUGUUUCAUCUGGAAUAUCUGGAUCUGGAGUGAGUGUGGAUACCGUGAUUACCAUUCAUCAUGAAAAGUUAGAUGAUUCUUCCAUGCAGGGUGAACAACCAAAACAAGAAUCUCCAGGAAUUGAGGAACAAGGGGAAAAAAGAUCGUCUCAAAAACCUGUGGAAGAUAAUAACAAUUUUGAGAUCUCGUUGAAAUCUCUAGUGCUUGGUAAUCAAACUGAACAGGAGUCUAUUCUGAAUGAGACAUCUAGCAAGAAUGAGCUUCCAACCACAGGACUUGUGCAUGGAAUCCAUGUUGAUGCCCAAACUAGUUGUCUAGAGGGUGAAAGGAUCUCUGAUAGUUUAGAUGUAUCAACCUCACAGGAUGAUAAAACUUCAACUUUUAGUGCCUCGUCAAGUAGAAGUGAUAGCAAGGACAGCAAUGAGCUUGCUGUUACGAAUUUUGGUUUAGCAGAUCAGCACUCUGUUCGAACCCCUGAUAUACCAGAAGCAACCUUGAAAUUUGAUGGUGAAGGUGAGGGAGUGGGAAAUGGUGGUAGUAGCUUGGUCUCUGCACCUGCUUCUGGUUCCAAGGAUAAACCCAUUCUUGAACAAUAUAGGCCAAAGAGUAAUGUUCCUAAAAAGAAGAAAAAGAGAAGAGAAAUUCUUCAAAAAGCAGAUGCUGCUGGGACAACCUCUGACCUUUACAUGGCUUACAAAGGUCCUGAGGACAAGAAAGAGGCUUUAUUGGCCUCAGAAAGCAUAGAAAGCGUUUCAGCUGGCGUAAAUUUGAAGCAGGCGCUGAUUGAUGACCUUCAGGAAAAUGCUGUAGAAAGCGAGGAAAUUUCGCAGAGUAAACCAGAGCCUGAUGACUGGGAAGAUGCUGCUGACAUCUCCACAAAUCUGGAAACUUCAGAAGCAGAACCAGCUGAUGGAGGGCUACUGCAAAAUGACAAGGUUACAAAUGGACAUAUGGCGAAAAAGUACUCCAGAGAUUUCCUCCUAAAAUUUGCAGAGCAGUGUACUGAUCUCCCUGAGGGGUUUGAUCUUACAUCUGAAGUAGCUGAGGCCUUGGUUAGUGCUUCAGUGAAUGGAUCUCAUCUUGUUGAUCGUGAUUCAUAUCCUAGUCCUGGAAGAGUAGUGGAUCGUCCAGGUUCAGGCUCUCGAGUAGAUCGCCGUGCAAGUGGUAUAGUUGAUGAUGACAGAUGGAGUAAACUUCCUGGUUAUUUUGGUCCAGGGAGGGAUAUCCGUUUGGAUAUUGGUUAUGGGGGUAAUAUGGGUUUUAGACCUGGCCAAGGAGGUAACUAUGGUGUUCUAAGGAAUCCACGCACACCUGGACAUGUACAGUAUGUUGGGGGGAUACUAUCGGGACCUGUGCAGUCCAUGGGUCCUCAGGGAGGAACGGGAAGAACUAGUCCUGAUGCUGAAAGGUGGCAACGUGCUACUAGUUUCCAGCAGAAGGGUUUAAUUCCUUCACCACAAACUCCUUCACAGAUGAUGCACAAAGCUGAAAAGAAGUAUGAAGUGGGUAAAGUGACUGAUGAGGAACAAACUAAGCAGAGGCAGUUAAAAGCCAUUUUAAACAAGCUGACUCCUCAGAACUUUGACAAACUUUUUGAGCAAGUAAAAGCAGUUAAUAUUGAUAAUACUGUUACGCUUACUGGUGUUAUCUCACAAAUCUUUGACAAGGCCUUGAUGGAACCUACUUUUUGUGAAAUGUAUGCAAACUUCUGUUACCAUUUGGCUGCAGUUUUACCGGAUUUUAGUGAAGAGAAUGAAAAGAUAACUUUCAAAAGAUUGCUUCUAAAUAAGUGCCAGGAGGAGUUUGAGAGAGGUGAAAGAGAGCAAGAAGAAGCAAACAAAGUUGAGGAAGAGGGUGAGGUUAAACAAUCUGAGGAGGAAAGGGAGGAAAAAAGAAUUAAGGCAAGAAGAAGAAUGCUCGGUAAUAUUAGACUAAUUGGUGAAUUGUACAAGAAGAAAAUGUUGACCGAGAGAAUAAUGCAUUCUUGCAUCAAUAAGCUAUUGGGUCAGUAUCAGAAUCCGGAUGAGGAAGACAUUGAGGCAUUGUGCAAAUUAAUGAGUACCAUAGGAGAGAUUAUUGACCAUCCCUUGGCGAAGGAGCAUAUGGAUGCUUAUUUUGACAGGAUGACAAAACUAUCAAAUAACAUGAAGCUAUCUUCACGGGUUAGGUUCAUGUUGAAAGAUGCAAUUGACCUGAGAAAGAAUAAAUGGCAGCAAAGGAGAAAAGUUGAAGGGCCAAAGAAGAUUGAGGAAGUGCACAGAGAUGCUGCUCAAGAACGACAAACACAAGCUAGUAGGCUUACUAGGGGUCCAGGGAUUAAUCCUUCUGCAAGAAGGGCACCUAUGGAAUUCAGUCCUAGAGGGUCAACCAUGUUACCUUCCCAAAAUUCCCAGGUGGGUAGUUUUCGUGGAUUGCCCCCUCAUGCUCGUGGUUAUGGAACUCAGGACGCUCGGUUUGAUGAAAGACCUUUUGAGGCUAGGACAUUGUCUGUUCCAUUGCCUCAAAGACCACUUGGGGACGAUUCUAUUACAUUGGGGCCCCAGGGUGGUCUUGGUCGAGGAAUGUCUUCUAUUAGAGGACCACUGCCAAUGCCUGGUACCCGCUUAGCUGACAUUUCUUCCAGCCCUGGAGACUCGAGGAGGAUGGCAGCUGGUUUAAAUGGCUUCGGUAAUGUUCCAUCAGAAAAGGUUUGGCCUGAGGAACGAUUACGUGAUAUGUCUAUGGCAGCGAUUAAAGAAUUUUACAGGACAUUCGAAGAAGCUCCAAUUUGCGUUUGGAGGAUUUUCGACCUCCAGAUCCUAACAGAUCAAGGAUAUUAGAAAAAUUUAUUUAGAGGAUAGUGAUGCUCGUUUGUAUCUUGUUAGAAGAAAUUCUUGUCUAGCAUUUCUAGAGCCUUUACUAAUCUGCGAAAAUAUCUUGCGGGCCGGUGGGUUUGGGGAGUUACAUAUUGGGUUCACCAUCUUAAUGCCUUCUAUAUAUUAUUUCCUCAAAUUGUUCUCCUCAAUCGUCAAAGGUUCAAUUGAGCAUCAACCAAAUUUUUAGGCUUCUGGGGCUUGCUUUUCUCAUCUUGUUUGCUACAUAUGAAAUACAACAUUAUCUGCUGGUUCGGGCA
Molecule: messenger RNA, 5521 nt
Organism: Carica papaya (papaya)
Lineage: Eukaryota; Viridiplantae; Streptophyta; Magnoliopsida; Brassicales; Caricaceae
Source: RefSeq, a predicted model, not a curated record